Molecule: messenger RNA, 486 nt
Organism: Penicillium olsonii
Lineage: Eukaryota; Fungi; Ascomycota; Eurotiomycetes; Eurotiales; Aspergillaceae
Source: the annotation of a GenBank genome assembly
AUGGCGACCCGUGAAUUCUCCUUGUCUUUCGAGAUUACACCACCAACAGCAGUCCGCCCUGGGAUCCCUUUCACAAUCCCAGUGGUCAUUGCAGUAAAUCCAGUUGGGACACCCGCCCAGAACGUGCAGCAUCUUGUCGUUAGCGCCUCACUUCGCGAUGAAUCUGGCUCAGGAGCCGCUACAGGCCUGAGCGGCAGCCUCACGGCAAGCGUCCGCAGCCGAUCCGACAACGCAAUGAGCGGCUAUGCGAAAUUCAGCCCACUGACCAUCUCGCAACCGGGCAAGUUUCGACUGCGGGUGAUGCUUAGUGCGGCCUCCUAUGGGGGUGUCAUUACGAAGGAAUAUGUUGAUUCGACCGUCAUCCAUGUGCACGCCGGCGCGGCUGCCCAACGGCCAACUCCCACUCAAGUAGCAAGACUUCAACGGCUCACGACUGAAAACUUGGAUAUUUCUGCCGCCAACAUUGCUGCAUGGCAGGCCGCGUGA